UGUUUUUAGGUUGUGUGUCGCUCCUGCUCGAGAAAUAGGUAUCCUCUAAAAUACCUGAAGGACAGGAUGGCUAAAGUCUGUGACCACUGCUACGCUGAGCUCAGAAAGAGAGGUGGUAGUAUUCCAGGGUCAUGUGGGAGCACCAGUCCCCGCACAAACAGGGCCAGCAGGCCUCUCUCUGCUGUGUUCCAGAGCCUACAGCCACCCAGCCUGUGGAGGAACAGAAAGAGCACCUCACCUCUCACACAGGUAUCUGUGGGUGCAGAGGGCUCCACUAUGAGUGGCAGUCUGCAAAGACGCAAAAAGAGCAAAGGGAAGUGGAAGAGGCUGUGGUUUCUGCUCAAAGACAAGGUGCUCUACACCUUUAAAGCACGAGAGGAUAAAGUGGCAUCUGAAAGUCUUCCUCUGCAGGGCUUUACUGUGAAGCUGUCUGAUCGAUCAGAAGGGGAAGACAAAGACAACGUUUUCCAGCUGUACCAUAAAAAAACACUGUAUUACACCUUCAGGGCAGAUGACCAGCAUACUGCACGCAGGUGGGUAAAUGCAAUGGAAGAGGCCACAGUGUUAUAGUAUCCAGCUAUCUGCCCAGAUGACAACAGGACAACAGCUGAACCCAUCAUGGGCUUAAACCUUUGACAUCAGAGUCACCUGUGCCUGAGAAACCAGCGGAAUCACACCAUUAAUACCUUCAUUUUUAGCUCUAUUUUCUUCUUGGCUGCUGAAUUUAUGGACAGAUUUACACAAGGCAUGUCACGCUUAGUGUUUGUGCUGUCCCAGGACGAGUCCCAUGCCUCACCUGCUUCACAGACCCAUGAAAAAAGUGCCAUGUGUAAACAGUGCAGUUCAGUGAAGCUCAGGUGUCGUGCAUGAUUGCUCUGAAACUACUCACCUGUGUCGAAAUAAAGGAGAAUGAUUUUUUUUUAUUGUAACUUUCUAUAUGCAGUGCUGUCAUUUUAUACAUUAAUAUAAAAUUAAAAAUAAAUUAAGGCAUUUGUUAUAGUUUGAAAGAAUACGAUAAGCCCAAACAGGCUUGUUAUAGACAAUAUAUUGUUCAUUUAAUUUAACACCUAAAUGUUUAGCAUGGCAUAUCCUACCACCUCAGAUAUUAAAAGUCCAUGUUUUAUAUACAAAUUACAUCAUGUGAUAUAUAUAUUUACAUUUGGAUUUGAUACAGAAUUGUAUAGCCUAAAUGAAGAAAUCUGUACAUUUUACAAUUCAGUGUAAUAUAUUUCAUGUGCAGCUGUAUUAAGAUAUUGCUAUCAUCUGCUGUGAUUCAUUUUUCUCUGCACAUUUGGUAGUUAUUUUACUGUGGUCCCCAAGUGACAUUGUUUCCGCUAGAAUACCGGUACAGUUAUUGUUACUACAGUGAAGCUGU
Messenger RNA from Carassius carassius (crucian carp), 1375 nucleotides. RefSeq names its product FYVE, RhoGEF and PH domain containing 5b (gene fgd5b). The transcript is spliced from 5 exons. NCBI's taxonomy places the organism in Eukaryota, Metazoa, Chordata, Actinopteri, Cypriniformes, Cyprinidae. The record is from RefSeq and is a predicted model, not a curated record. Gene Ontology annotation, cellular component: cytoplasm. The coding region runs from base 67 to 570 and encodes 167 amino acids.